AACUUCAUAAGAAUCAUUUUGCUCAAUAUCAUUAUUAUAUAAAUUACAUGACAUACAAAUGAUAAGUAUUCAUUUACCUAAGGAUAGCCUAUAAAAGCCUUCAGUUGUUAAAAGCUUAUUUCCAAUGGGAUCCUUAUUUAAGAGUUAAGUUAAAAACAACAAAAAUGCACUACGAAUUAAUACAGUAGAAUUUAGGGAGAAAACUGGAAAUGAAUAAAGCAUUAUGCUUUGAAAAAUGAUAUGUUUCCAUAAAUAUUUUUUAAUAACUUAAAAGUAAUAACAAUACAAGAUAAAAAUGGAUUUGGACAAGCAUUCAUAUAGUAUCUCUUGUAUUAGUACGCAAGAAAGGUGUCUUGCAAAGUAAUUAAGGGAUUCAUCUUGCUGAAUCAUUAGAUUGUGAAUCCAUCCCCAUGUACUUUCCAUUAUUCAGAGAAAAAUUAAAAGUUAACUCCUUUUGCAUUCCAAAUAAAGUUAAAUAUACCUUUAGUUAAUAUUUAUAUUUACGUUUGACGUUUUCCGCUUCAAUGAGAAUAAGCCACAAAUGUCACGGCAUGUGUCUCUUUCGUAUCCGCCCUCGAAACUGUGUGACCCAUAUCAGUGUCACACCUCAGUGAAUUAAUAAUAACUCGUUUUUAGACACUUUCGGGACAAGAAGACAUAAACACUUGUGUUACUUAAAUAAGGCGAAAAUGGCGGGGUUUCAUAUAACACUAUACGGAUUAUUUCACGGUUUAUCGUGCCUUGUCUGGUUUACGUACGGGGAUUUUGAUUUGACAGUUCUUCAUACGAAUGAUGUCCAUGCACGUGUGCAAGAAAUGGAUCGCUACGGUGGGCAGUGUACUAACAAGGACUGUUUCGGGGGAGUCGCCCGGCUAAAAACAAAAGUACAGGAAAUAAGGAACCAGUUUCCAAACACCCUAUUACUGGAUGCCGGGGAUCAGUUUCAGGGAACUCUUUGGUUUCAUCAUUUUGGUGGGAAUAUAACAUCCACCACUAUGAAUGAACUCGGAUAUGACUUCAUGGCGCUCGGAAAUCACGAGUUUGAUCUAAAAAUCAACGGCAUCCUGCCUUUUCUCAAGGACGUGCAAUUUCCGGUUUUGAGCGCAAACAUCGACACUUCCAAGGAACCCUCAAUCUCUCCGUUUGUUGCUAAAAGUCAUGUGGCCCUGGUUGGCGGACAGCAGAUUGGAAUUGUGGGAUACACGACAAAAGACACUCCUAUUAUUUCUUCACCAGAGUCUUUAAUCUUCAACGAUGAAGUCACUUCCGUGCGCACAGAGGUCCAAAAGCUUACCAGUCAGGGCAUCAAUAAGAUUAUCGCCCUUGGACACGCGGGAUUUGAAGUAGACAAGAGAGUAGCAGAGAUCGCUGAUGUGGACAUCGUAGUAGGCGGUCAUACAAACACGUUUCUAUAUACAGGGACUCCACCGUCCAAUGACAAGCCAGUAGGGGAAUACCCUCACGUAGUCCAGAAGUCUGGGGGCGACCAAACCCUGGUGGUCCAAGACUACGCCUUCGGAAAGUAUCUAGGCUUUCUACAAGUGAAGUUCGAUGAUAACGGAAAAAUUAUAACUUUUGGUGGAAAUCCCAUUUUAUUGAAUAGUUCGAUACCAAAAGAUACAGAUCUAAAGGGCAAGAUAGAUCUUCUAUACAGUGCCAUUGAAGAAUCAAACCAGAAAACAAUAGGGCGGGCAUUGGUUACUUUAGAUGGACACACAUGCAGACUGAGAGAGUGCAAUUUGGGAAAUGCGAUUGCGGAUGGAUUUGUCUACCAAAACUUAAAAGACGCAGACGACAUAAAUGGUACGAGGGUUUAUAUCUCGCUUGUCAACGCUGGCUCAAUUCGGGCGUCUAUAGACAGAGGCCAGAUAAUUCUAGGAAAAUUAUACGAAGUUCAGCCGUUCCGGAAUACCAUAGACACGAUUCAACUCCAGGGCUGGUAUUUACGUCAAGCACUUGAGCACAGUGCCGCAUCCUACAACGAAAGUUACCCGGAUGGAGGUUUUCUCCAAGUCUCUGGAUUGCGGAUUAAAUACAAUAUUAACAAGCCCGUAAAUCAAAGGGUUGUAGAAGUCAAAGUCCUGUGCGCAGAUUGUGAUAUUCCGGAAUACAAAUUAUUAGAUGACGAUAAGAUGUACGGGAUCAUACUGUCCAAUUUUCUACUGACCGGCGGAGACGGCUACUCUGUGAUCAAAGACCACGCCAAACAGGGCCACAUUGUGGGUAAAUUGGACACGGACACGCUUGCCGACUACGUGAGAGACUUCAGUCCACUUUACACAGCUAGGGAGAACAGGAUAGAGUUCGUGGGUGACACUUACACGUGCGGCACAAACAGUGGCGACAUGCUGAAAAUUAACUUUUUCCAGUUAUGGUUAAUAGUAUAUAUCUUUCAAAAGCUUUACUCUGAUGUGUGACAUCAUUGAUGUUCAUUAAAAAUCAUUCUUAAGUAGAUUCCUUUAUUUUGCCAUUGAAUACGUUUAUGCCCCUGAAAUUCAAAUGGACGCAGUAAUUAUAGUAUUGAUUCACUGUACAAAGGGACAUUUUGUUGUGUGAUUCCGAUCCCUCUGAUAAUUGCAACAUGUGACUUUAAACUCAGUACAUUGUAAUGUCCAAAUGGGUCCUUCAGGUCAGUGUUAACUUAAUCAUCAAAGUAUGAAACUAUAAUUCUUACUAAUUGUGACCACAUUUGAGUUUGUUAGAUGGGUUGGCUCUGUGUUUUUGUUAUUUGUUCGUUUGUGUGUAUUUUUUUUCUGUUUUUGUUAUUUGUUCGUUUGUUUAUUUAAGUUGUUUUUUUUACUUGUUCACUGUCUUUUAAAUGAAAAGAGACAAUCUAAGUGUGGACAAGUACUGUAUAAAUCGCCACUUGUAGGUUAUUUUUUCCGCACUUCUGACAUUUUUGUCCCUAUCUUCAGCUUUUUACCAUGUCAAUAAUGUCACUCCAGCGGCGAAUGUUUUUUAACGUUGCUAAGUAUGUAAUAAAUCCAGAGGUGCUCAAAUAAAAGUGAACGAGACUUCCCCGAGAUUUGUUCAGUUCCUGUGAAAUUUAGAGCGAAGUAUAAGUGUUCGGAUAAUAUUCUCAAAAUACUUAAGACUAGUACUGAUCGUUUUUUAUAUCAUAUCCUACUUUGAAUCAUGUUAAAACAUGAAAACCUAUUAAGAUUUAUGUCUUAUUUCAUAAUCUAGCGAUUAUUUAAACUGAACGAAGAUAUUCAGAACAGGGUUUUCGUUCAUGUUCAACC
Messenger RNA from Magallana angulata, 3242 nucleotides. RefSeq names its product snake venom 5'-nucleotidase-like. The record is from RefSeq and is a predicted model, not a curated record. The transcript has 9 exons. Bases 690 to 2417 code for a protein of 575 amino acids. Gene Ontology annotation, molecular function: nucleotide binding; hydrolase activity, acting on ester bonds; metal ion binding. Lineage: Eukaryota; Metazoa; Mollusca; Bivalvia; Ostreida; Ostreidae. Gene Ontology annotation, biological process: nucleotide catabolic process.